Messenger RNA from Rhodofomes roseus, 2055 nucleotides. RefSeq lists its product as uncharacterized. The transcript is spliced from 12 exons. Lineage: Eukaryota; Fungi; Basidiomycota; Agaricomycetes; Polyporales; Fomitopsidaceae. Bases 1 to 2055 code for a protein of 684 amino acids. The record is from RefSeq and is a predicted model, not a curated record.
AUGGCGAGCUCCUCGUCGAAGCGACACAAGAGGAAGGCCUCGCCACCUCCAGUCGAUACAGACAAGCUCAUCGACGACCUCAUCAACCAGCAGCCAAAGCGACCUCGGUACUCCAAGUCUGCAAAACCGAGUCGCCCCAAGGUAUCCCUAAAUGCUGCACGACUUGAGACCAACAAGGGCUUGCGAGCGAAGGGGAAGGAGGUUGCCAAGGGCAAGGCUGGGUCAUCAGGGACGAAGGCGAAGGCCUCGUCGCCACCCCCUGCCCAAGUCUCCUUGUCAGCGAAUGCAAAACCCUACAGGGUCGGAAGGGUCGCUCUACUACCAUAUGGGCUUGAUGACAGUGGCGACAUUCAACAGGCGACCCACUCGAAGGACAUCUUCUUGACUCUCAUGGACUAUCGCCUCGCCACCUCCUUAACUCCCGAUGGCAGGUACAUUCUCAUCUCGCCUGGGAUGGAUCGGAACGACAUCGACGCCCUAUUGAAGCAACUCUUCCCUUUGUACUUCGAAUGGGCAGCUUCGGAGGGAUAUGACUCUGCAGGUUCCGAGUUCCUCUGGAGGGUUGUAGGGAAGCAGGGUCGGCAGCUUCGGGUCAUGUUUCGGGAUGAGAGCAUGCCAAUCGCCUUCCCAGCCCUGUGCAAUGCUGUCCAUUAUCGGACGACAGGCUGGACUGACCGAACUUGGUGUUUCGUGUCCACGAUGCACAUUCCAAAAGAUGUUUGGGAGUCGUGGGCUGGUAAAGGCAAGGGCAAGGGUGUUGACCUCGGCUACGACGAUUCCUCAGAUGAAUCUGUUCACCUGAAGGUUGAAGGCUCUGAAGAGGGCGAUGUCGCUGCCCAAGAUGAGGAGCUAGGUACCAAGUCGGAAGAUGAUGCUUCAGCUGAUGGAUCGCCAGCAUCUGGCAAUGAUACCGAUGUGUCGGAGUGGCAGCCUGAGCCCCUUGCUCAGAAGAAGAAGACCAGUCGAAAGCUUGCGAGGGCUGUCGACGCACUCGAUAGUAGCUUCUCCAGCUUCAGCCUGGUGGGCGAGGCGACAGCAACCUUGGCUAGUGGGUUGCAGCAAGGCAACGGCGAUGGUUCUGAUGCAGCAAUGAUCACCCAGGGUGGAGAUAUGGUCACAGUCAAGUUGAACACCGAGAUGCAGCUUCGCAUGACACGCUCAACUCGGUUCUGGAACCCUGAUGGUACAUUGUUCAUCGGUGUCGGGAGGAUACUGUAUCGGAUCUAUGCAGGCCAUCUGGCGAAUAACUCCCCUGUCUUCAACAAUUUGUUCCACGUGCCUGGGGCUGGUAUGGCGAGCCCUCGCCCAAUCGAAGGGACAGUGGAGACAUGCCCGCUGUACCUCUGGAACAUCGAGAAUCUAGCCUUUGAAGCCCUCGCUGACUAUCUCGGUUGUGCUACUCUCCCCGACGGAGAGUCACUGAGUCUGUUUAGACCAUCUGUACAGCAACUUAUUGGCCUUCUCAAGCUUGCGACUAUGUGGGAUAUGACUCGCGCGAGGAGUUACGCCAUCGACAAGCUCAAUUGCACCCCGCUUGUUGGCGAUCCAGAAUGGGGCCCGAUUGCGAAGAUCGCUUGUUGCCUUGCAUACGGGAUUGAUUCCUGGCUUGUCCCUGGUCUCCGCGCUGCUGUUCAGCUUUCACCGAUUGGGUGGGAUACAGCUCACUUCGCUUACUUCAAGUCGGCUCUCGAUGCGAACGAGGUCAAUGUGCUAUGUCGCCGCAUCGAUCGCCACCGGAAGGCCCUCGCAUGGAACCCUCCGACAUACACUGCAGGGCUGAGCUGUCCUGCACAAGCACAGUGUAAUGCGAAGUGGGCAGCUACCUGGCAUCAAGCUCUUGCUGGCAAGCUACUUCAUCCAGAUGACCCGAUGUCCGACCAUGAGCUUCUCGAGUUCAUCGACAACGCACCGACACGCGAGACAGGCCUUUGCUAUGUGUGCCACAUUCGCACGUUGCUCAUGAUGAAGGCGAAUCCUGAAUGGUCUCGAGAAGAGGAGAUCAUCCAGAGUACUGCAGAGCGCAUCAAGCGCAACCAUGUCUUCUACACCUCAUAG